Drosophila biarmipes is the source of this 3198-nucleotide messenger RNA. It is a transcript of the gene Ugt316A1, whose product is annotated as UDP-glucosyltransferase 2. Gene Ontology annotation, molecular function: UDP-glycosyltransferase activity. Bases 333 to 2240 code for a protein of 635 amino acids. The transcript has 4 exons. Lineage: Eukaryota; Metazoa; Arthropoda; Insecta; Diptera; Drosophilidae. The record is from RefSeq and is a predicted model, not a curated record.
AGCGCCGACACAGCCCCACUGUUGUUGCCGACGUUCUUUUCACUUUCGUUGCGCCUCUCUUCGUUUUAUUUGGCAAUUUGUGUGUUUAAUUAGCACCUGUGGUACUCUGCCACCGCCCAGUGGCAGCAAGAUGAUGCAAGUCGGCGGAGGAGCAAGAAGCAGAAGCAGCAGAUAAUAAUAGAAGCCCAGCAGAGGCUCCGUGCGUGUGUGAGUGCGGGCUUGUGCGCCUGUGUGUGUGUGCGUUUUUGCAAACAAAACCGGAAAAGCAAAAGCACAGACACGAAUGCGGAUGCGGAUGUAGAGGCGACUGCGGAUAGAAUCCCCAACACAAAAUGCAGGUUCUGCAAGUGUUUUUGGCCACGCUCCUCUGCGGCUUCUGCCUGGGCGCCAAUAUCCUUGCCGUUCUUCCCAGUGUCUGGAAGUCGCACUAUCUCUUUGGCCGCAGCUUGCUGCAGGAGCUGGUGGAAAGUCCGGGAAAUCACUCCGUGACUCUGAUCAGCCCGCACGCCGCCCAGGAAAGUGUGGAUCUGGAGGUCCCCAGGAUCCGGGAGCUGCGCAUCGAGGGCCUGCGGGAGAACUGGCUCGACAUGGGCAUGAGCUUCGAGGCCGAGGAAAUGCGGUCGCAAAGUGUGAUGGAGAGGUUCACCCGACUGAUCUACGCCGGCACCACCAAUGUGGACAUCCUGCUCUCCGAUGCCCAGGUCCGGAAGCUCCUAACAAGUGGGGAGAAGUUUGACCUACUCAUAGUGGACCUGUUCCUCAGCGAUGCCCUACUAGGCUUGGCCUUCUACUUUGGCAUACCCACCGUUGCAAUCAGUCCCACCGGCGCCAAUUCCUGGCUAAACAACAUGUUUGGUAAUCCCCAGUCAUCGUCCUUGGACCCCAGCAACUUCCUCCCUUUCACUGAGAGGAUGAACAUAAAGCAGAGGAUUCUGAACUCCCUGAUGAGCACCUUCGAGCGGUUGACCUACAACUUUUUCCAUCUGAUCUCCCAGCAAUCCGUGUAUACCAAUCACUUUGAGCUGCUCGUCAAGGAACUGCCGCUCUAUAGGGAUCUGACGAAGAACCUGAGCUUGGCCUUGAUCAACUCCCACCCUGGUUUGCACUAUCCACGUGCCUAUUUACCCAACAUGGUGGAGGUGGGCGGUCUGCACCUGAGCCACUCAAAUAUACCCCAACUGCCAAAGCACCUUCUGUCGUUUAUGGAAUCUGCGCCAAGUGGGGUUAUCUAUUUCAGUCUGGGGGCCGAUGUUCAAACAGCUCAAUUGCCUCAGGAAAAGUUAUCCGUCAUUCUCGAUGUAUUUGGUCACCUCAAGGAAUUUCACUUCCUCUUGAAAUGGGAAAAGGAGGAGUUUGCAGCGGACCAAGUGCUGCCCGAGAACGUGAUGAUUGCUGACUGGUGGCCACAGCAGGCGAUCCUGCACCACUCGCAGGUCAAGAUGUUCGUUAGCAGCUGCGGACAGUUGAGCGUCUGGGAAUCGAUUAAUGGAGAAAAGCCCAUACUUGCCAUACCUUUAUUGGCCGAACAAGAGGUGAUGGCCAAGCGCUUGCAGCAUCACGGAGUCUCCCUGACUGUUGGCUACGACUCCAUAGCAUACGACUCACUGCUGCACGGAAUAAGACAACUCACGCUUAAUACCAGCUAUGUGGAUAAGUUGGGUCAACUCAAGGAGCGACUGAUUAGCACGGAUUCCUCGCCAGCCAAAAAAGCAGUACGAAAGAUCCAGCUCAUUUUGGACUCUGGCGGAGCUGACUUUCUCAAAUCCCAUGCCAACACUUUGAACUUUUGGAGAGCAGAGGGUGUGGAUGUCCUGCUUAUAAUAGCCGUGGGCUUGUGUGGAAUUUUAACCAUUCCCUUUUUGGCCAUUUGCAUUAUACUUAGAAAAUCGUACCACAGCCAAGCGGCGCAGGAUCAAGUGCCCUACAGAACCAACCUGAAAGUGGUUGGAAGAGUUCACAGCUAUGGUGAACAGGGUUGUAGACCUCCCAAGAGCACAGAGCCCCUCAGGAGAACCCGAUCAGCUCAAUCUUUAUCGGCUCGUUCGAGCUCAUCGAGCAUGAGUUCUACCACGCCGACGAGUCCUUCAACAGCGUCCACAACGCCGCUGGACCUGACACCACCUCCAAUACAACUACUCGGCCAGGUACCGCCAUUGCAGCUGUACGUGAAUCAGCAGCGGAUAUACUCAAGCGAUCGAAAGACAUCACAGGAGCAAAAAACGGAACAAAGGUUCCCUUAACUAGCUCCCGACAAAACCUGAAACUAACGAUUACGGUGUGGUAAAAAGGAUGGAUUAUAGUCUCGUUUAAAUUCUCAUGUUAGGCAUAAUUGCUAACUUUAAGAUUGCAGAAUAUGUUAAGUUUACAAUUUGGUAAACGGUGAGAUGCUACAAGCGGGGUUUAGUGUAGGAAAGUAGUCGUUCCACAAUCAAAAAUUCGGACAGUUUUAAUUGAUUGUUUUAGUGUUUUUGAAAAGGUAUUUCUUAUAAAAGAACUUAUCUGGCAGAAAACGAAUGAGAAAGAAAAUUGUUCUAAAACACGUACUUAUACUCUUCCAAACUUUUGCUUGUUCAAUGAUUACAUUCUAAUACCUUUAAUCCAUGUCACAAAAGUUAAUCCAACCGUAACUAACCCUACGUAUAUAAAUAUCGUCUAAUGGUAUGAGUGAUUUUCUGUUGAUAAUUGUGGAUAUGUGAAAGAAUAUUCUGGUUUUAUAUAUUUAGAUAAGUUUUAAAUGUUAUCAAUUGUACAUAUUUUCAAUAUUUUUACUGUGUGCGAACGAAAGUUCCGUUUUUAAAUAGGGGAUAUUUAUACCAACCAAGUGUGACCACCCAUUGGGUAUUUUAAAUUGAUUUAUGUUUCUGAUGCUAGUAUCAGGAAGAUUUUUCCGCUAUCCCGUUCAAUUAUUGUUUCAAUUCAAAGACUGACAACUACUUUCGUAUACCCCGUAAAAGACAAAGUUAAGCAUAACAAAUAGUAAAUGCGGUUAAACUGCAUAGGUUCAGCUCAAAAAUGCAUAAAAUAUCCUAAUUCUUAGCUCCAAUCUGAAAUAAACAGCUUAUGGUAACUUGAUAAGUUUUGUACGUGCAAAAAUAAGUGCAGUUUCAAUUCGGCUUACUUUGUUUGAAAAACUAAGAUUAAGAAUAUUUUAUAAAGCCAUGUAUGGAUUGUUAAAUAAAAUAUAAAAUAAUCCCCAGA